UUUCAUAUGAGACUUGAUAUUAUACUUUAUAGACAGUGGAUGGAUCUUUAGGGCAUAACAGGUUAAAACAGCUAACUGCCUGACUUCUGUCUGCAUAUGACUGUAUUCACAAUCAAUCAAUAGAAACCUUCACAUAUUCAGGAAUCAAAUAUUUGUUUUUGAGCCUUGAUGUUGAGUUUUUUGACCACCCUGUAUUUUCAAAAACUACAAAAUUUCUGUCGUUCUCAAUCAAUUUCACAUGAAUGAUAGAAGGUGUCAAGGCAAAGCAGCAUUAUCAAUGUAUGGCAAAACUAACAGCUAACAAAAAAUGUCACCAGAUAACUUAUCAAAGCCGUCUCCUUAUCUAUCUAUUUUGCUUUUAUUCUCACCCUCAAAGGCUCUUCAUUACUUUUUGCCAUUUUAGGGAAUCCCUCAUCGACAGGUCAGCCUCGCUUUGAAAUGAGAAAUCCCCUCCACGUCGAUGCCGAAAUGGAUGCUCCUGUUCCAGAACCCUCUCUUUACACUGUGAAGGCCAUUCUGAUAAUGGAUAACGAUGGAAGGCGCUUACUGACAAAGUACUAUGACAACCAGUUUCCAAAAGUCAAAGAAGAAAAGGCCUUUGAACUGAAUCUAUUCAACAAAACACACAGAGCAAAUGCUGAGAUCAUCAUGUUAGAAGGCCUGACCUGUGUUUAUAGAAGUAAUGUGGACUUAUAUUUCUAUGUGGUGGGCAAUCAGCAAGGAAAUGAGCUGAUCCUAGUGAGUGUGCUGAAUUGUCUUUACGAUUCCAUUAGUUCGAUGUUACGGAAAAAUGUGGAAAAGCGGUCGUUGUUGGAAAAUUUAGACGCAGUGUUCUUGGCUGUUGAUGAAAUCUGUGAUGGAGGAAUAAUUCUAGAAGGUGAUCCAAAUGUAGUUGCAAAUCGUGUGGCAAUAAGGAUGGACGAUAUACCUUUAGGAGAACAGACUGUUUCGCAGGUUUUACAAUCAGCGAAGGAACAAUUAAAGUGGUCGUUGUUGAAGUGAUCCUCUAAGCAUUCUCAACAAAAUCAUGUUCAUUAUGGGCCAUCCGUCGUCAUCCAUGUCAUUGAAGAAAAUAUCCAAGAGACUUAACUGUUCUGUUCUUUGAAUAAAGCUGAUCAUGAUAUCAACGCAGGCUUCCCACCGUAGAAGAAGUCCUACAAACAUGUCAUGAAUUUCUAUCUUUUCUAUAUAACGUCUGCAGAAGGACCUAAAACAGAUCAGUUGCCUUUGUUCUCCUUUCCCCAGGGUAUAAAUGUCUGUUGGAGAAAUAGUCAAUGUGUAUUGUUUGAGAAAUAGUCAAUGUGUAUUUAUAUGAAUAAAGUAUGUACAGUCAGAUCAUGAAUA
Molecule: messenger RNA, 1344 nt
Organism: Lineus longissimus
Lineage: Eukaryota; Metazoa; Nemertea; Pilidiophora; Heteronemertea; Lineidae
Product: coatomer subunit zeta-1-like
Exons: 7
Coding region: 439-1002 (187 amino acids)
Biological process (GO): retrograde vesicle-mediated transport, Golgi to endoplasmic reticulum; intra-Golgi vesicle-mediated transport; intracellular protein transport
Cellular component (GO): COPI vesicle coat
Source: RefSeq, a predicted model, not a curated record